CCCCAGCUCCACUGCGGUUUGGCUUUCCUGCUACAGGGGGGCGGGUCGCUCUGCGGUUCCGGGACCGAGCUGUACGCGGGUUGCGGGAGCCGUGGGGAGAACCCAGGAGCUCUCGGAAGCGGGGAAACGAAUCUCCAAUGGUCAUAUAUUACUUUUACAUAGUCAUGUUCUGCAUAAUGACAUUUCAGCCAACAACGGACCCUGUGUAGGAUAGUAGUCGCUAGCAGCCUCCUACAGCUGGUGGUUUACUGCAUCUUUUGAUUGUUCUCAUAUACUCAAUUUAAUUUUAUGCUAUUAUGUUCAUCAUGGCUCCUACUCACACAAAAUCCAUUGCUAAAGUUGCCAGUAAGAGGCCACGUUGAGUGAUUGACCUAGAAACAAAAUUAAAAUUGAUUAAGGACUAUGAAGGUGGGAAAUCAGUAAUGGUUAUUGCUCGCCAAUCAGGAAUGUCCCAUUCCACCAUAGCUACAAUCUUGAAGAACAAGAACAAAGUGACAGAAGCUCUUAAAGGAUCUGCCUCAUUGAAGGCCACCAGACUAACAAAAAUUCGAGAAGGGCCCAUAUCAGAUAUGGAGAAACUUCUAAUGACCUGGAUUGAAGAGCAGACACGGAAGCGGGUCCCUCUCAGUACUAUGAUGAUUACAGCUAAAGCCAAAAGUUUGUUUGCAAUGUUGAAGGAAAAGGCUGGACCUGACUAUAAUGUUGAAUUCACUGCCAGCUCUGGGUGGUUCAAGCGAUUCAAGAAUCGCUAUUCAUUACAUAAUGUGAAAGUGAGUGCUGAUGUCACCAAGGAGUGUAUGAAUGGCAUCUGGAAGAAGACACUCAAGAGGUUCGUCCAUGAUUUCAAAGGAUUUGCUCAGGAAGAGGAAGGCGCAAACAUGGACAAGGCUGUGGUUGAGAUGGCCAACAACUUUACUCUGGGUAUGGAGGAGGAUGACAUGGAGGAUGAUGACAUGGAGCUCCUGGAGGUGGUUCCUGAGGAACUGACCAGUGAGGAGUCAUUGGACCAGGAGUGCAAAGCCCAAGAAGAAGCAAGAGAAAAGGAAACUGCAAAAGAAGAGAAAGAACUUCCAAGAAAAUUCACAGUGACGGGCCUAGCAGAAGCUUUUACAGACCUCAACAAGCUCCUUAAAAAGUUUGAAAGCAUGGACCCCAACCCUGAAAGGUUUUCAUUAAUAGAGAAGAAUGUUCAUGGUGCAUUAUCUGUGUACAAACAGAUCUAUGAGGCAAAAAGGAAGCAAACCACCACAGACAUAUUUCUGCGAAGAGUGACACCUCAAGAGCCUCAGGCAGGUCCCUCAAGAGGCAUUGUCAUCAUAGGAGAUGAUGGCACUAUGCGCAUUAUUGCCUCUGAGGACCUUCCGGUGGACCAUGUCAGAGAGGGGGAAGUCAGUGAUAUUGAUGAUCCUGAUCUUGUGUAGGCCUAGGCUCAUUCGUAUGUUCAUGUCAUAGUUUUUAACAAAAAAGCUAAGAAGUUUAAGAAAAAUUAAAAAUCAAAAAAAGCUUCUAGAAUAAGGAUAUAAAGAAAAGAUUUUUAUACAGCUGUGUAAUGUGUCUGUUUUAAGCUGUUAGUACAAAAGAGUCAAAGGUUUAACAUCUUAAAAAGUUGAUAAAGUAAAAAAGUCUGGUAAGGUUAAUUUGUUAUGGAAGAAUGAAAAAAUUAUAUAUUUUAAUAAACUGGAAUAACUUAAGUGUACAGUGUUGAUAAAGUCUACAGCAGUGUACAGGAAUGUCUGCAGCCUCCACAUUUACCCCUCACUCGCUGAUAACCAGAGAAACGUCCAGUCCUGCAAGCUCCAUUCAUGGUAAGUACCCUCUACCUGUGUACCAUUGAUUAUUUUUUAUCUUGUUUUUGCUGUACCUUAGACACACAAAUACUUAACAUUGCAUUACAGCCAAGCAUGGUGGUACAUGCCUAUAACCCCAGCAGCUUGGGAGGCUGAGGCAGGAAGAUCACAACUUCAAAACCAGCCUCACCAACAGUGAGGUGCUUAGCAACUCAGUGAGACCCUGUCACUAAAUAAAAUACAAAAUAGGGCUGGGGAUGUGGCUCAGGGGUCGAGUGCCUCUGAGUUCAAUCCCUGGUAGCAAAACAAAAACAAACAAACAAACAAACAAACAAAAAAAACCCAUUGCAUUAUACCUGUCAUUGUGUGAAAGCAAUAUUGUAUUUUAUACUUUUAAAAUUUUUUGUGUGUGCUAAAACUGGGAAUGAACCACAUGUAUGUUUAUGUCAUAGUUUUUAACAAAAAAGUUGAAGAAGUUAAAAGGUUAUAGAAUAAGAAUAUAAAGAAAGAAAAUAUUUUGUACAGCUGUGUAAUGUGUUUGUGUUUUAAACUAAGGGUCCAGUGUUCAGUAACAAGCUGUCAAGGUUUGUUGCCUGGGAACAGUCGGCUAUGGCAUAUGGCCUGAGUGUAGGAGCUGUCCUGCCAGAGUUGCACACUCUGAUGUACACACAAUGGAAAACACCUAAUUAAACAUCUCUCAGAACGUG
Messenger RNA from Marmota monax (woodchuck), 2494 nucleotides. RefSeq names its product tigger transposable element-derived protein 1-like. NCBI's taxonomy places the organism in Eukaryota, Metazoa, Chordata, Mammalia, Rodentia, Sciuridae. The coding region runs from base 423 to 1421 and encodes 332 amino acids. Gene Ontology annotation, molecular function: DNA binding. The transcript is spliced from 2 exons. The record is from RefSeq and is a predicted model, not a curated record. Gene Ontology annotation, cellular component: nucleus.